GGAGCGGGUUGGGUUCUGUGCGCAGGCGCUCGCUCCUCAGGGUCUCGGCCUGGUGGGACGCGGUCGCGCGCGGGGCAGCGGGUGAGCCUCUGAGGCUGUGGGGAGGGCACGCGCGGAGCGCGGGAUGUCAGCCUUCCCUAGCGGGGCGGUGGGUCCCGCGUAGGGUCGCAGGAGGCCCGGCGCGUGCGGAGGGGCUCUCGCGGUGGGGGUCUCAGUCCGCGCCGCUGCGGAGGCGACGCGCUCCAAGUCCGCACGCUCGGAGCCGGCGGCCAGCAGCUGCGGAUUCCGGCCCGCGGCGGGCAGGUGUCUGGAACUGUAUUCUUAAACACAUCUGGGGCCCCCGGGAAAGUUCCAGCCAAAGUGAGUUUGCGCCCUGGACCCUGCUGGAACAAAGCAAUUACUGCGAUGAGGAGGGGGCUUCAGGGACAGGUUUGCUCUUUGAAGAACAGGUUUCUGAGCUCUUCGAGGAAUAUCAGAAAAUGAACAAAUUUCAGAUUGACCAGGAAGGUGCCGUCCAGGGAUCUGUGUCAUUCGAUGAUGUGACUGUGAAUUUCAGCCCGGACGAGUGGCUAUGCCUGAGCAGUACUCAGAGGAUCCUGUACCGGGAUGUGACACUGGAGAACUACAGCCACCUGGUCUUCGUGGGAUAUUGUCUCACCAAACCAGACGUGAUCCUCAGGUUGGAGCAAGGAGAAGAUCCAUGGACAUUAGAGGGAGAGCAUCCAGGCCAGGCUCAUCCAAAAGCCCAGAAGCUAAGUGAUCUGGUAAAGAAAAGCCAGGAAAACCCAGACGAACACUUGUGCUGUUUGUCCCUCCUACACGACAACACACUGAGUAAGAAGAGAGAGAACAUUUGUGGAAACACACUUAAUCAGGACACAAACCCUGUUUCUUCAGGAAAAACACCCUGUGAAAAUGACUCACGUGGAGUGAGUGUGAAAUGUAUUUCAGAAUCGAGUGUUACUGAUAAAAAUGAUUCAAGUAGGAACUCCAGUGCACUCACUGAACAUGGGAAGUUGCCUCUUGACUGUGAGCAAGAAAACAAUCAGACUGAGCAGAAGUCUGAUGCGUGUAACCACGGUGAGGAAUCUCUGGGUGGUAAUGAGGGUCUUACUGAGCAACAGGAAGUUCAAGCUGUGGGACCACCUUUGGAAGAUAAUGAUGGUGGAGAAGCCGUCCCUGAGCAGGCAGCCACCACCUCACCCCAGACGACAGAGGCAGGAGAGAAGCCCUGUGACCACAAGGAACCCACAGGAAGUACCGGUGCCAUGUCAGUCCCUGACAUCCCUCAAGAAUGUCAGACGAGGACAGAUUGCUCUGAAGUUAAUGGGUGUGAGAAGUCAGUGGUUUGUGAGGACCAGCAAGUUAACAUGGAGGAGAAAACCCAGGAAGCCAGUGAAAAUGAGGGUGGCAGCAAGGAGCCCCGUCUCACUCAAGCUCCUGGAACUGGCACAGGGGAGAACACCUUUGAAUGCAGUCGUUGCAAGAAAUCUUUUCGCCAGGAGUCCCAACUUACUAACCACCAGAGGACCCAUACACAAGAGAAACCUCGUAAAAGUAGUAAACGUGGGAAAACCUUCCAGAAAUCACAGCUCACUGACUCGAAGAGAACUAACCGAAGACAGAAACGCCGUGAACAUAAGGCACGUGGAAAAGCCCCUGUGAAGUCCCCUCUCGGGGACCAGCAGGGGACACAGCCAGGAAAGAAGCUGUAUGUAUGUGAUGACUGUGGGAAACCUUUCCGCUAUCGCUCAGCCCUCAAAGUCCAUCAGCGGAUCCAUACGGGAGAGAAGCCCUAUAAGUGCCAUGAGUGUGGGAAGUCCUUCUAUGCCAAGUCUAACUUCACUCAUCAUCAAAGAAUCCACACAGGAGAGAAGCCCUUUGAAUGUCAGGAAUGUGGGAAGUCCUUCUCUGUGAAGUCAAACCUCACCAAACACCAGAAGACACACACGGGGGAGAAGCCUUUCAAGUGUAGCGAAUGCGAGAAAACCUUCUUCCAGAAGUCACAAUUUGCUGACCAUCAGAGAACCCACACAGGGGAAAAACCCUACACAUGUACUGAGUGUGGGAAAUCUUUUUACUAUAAGUCAGCCCUACAUGUCCAUCAGGGGAAGCACAGAGAAGAGAAGCCUUACAAAUGUACUGAGUGUGAGAAAUCCUUCUGCUAUAAGUCAGCCCUGAUUAUACAUCAGGUAACUCACACAGGGAAGAAACCCUACGACUGUAAUGAGUGUGGGAAAACCUUUUGUGUGAAGUCAAAUCUCACUAAACACCAGAAAAUUCACACAGGAGAGAAACCCUAUACAUGUAACGAGUGUGGCAAAUCUUUCUCUAUGAAUUCAAUCCUUGUUGUACACCAUCGGACCCACACAGGGGAGAAACCUUACAAAUGCAAUGAGUGUGAGAAAUCCUUUUACAAAAAGUCAGCUCUUACUAAACAUCAGAGAACUCACAGCGGGGAGAAACCACAUGAAUGUUCUGAAUGUGGGAAGUCUUUUCAUAUGAAAUCCACCCUCAUUAUACACCAGAGAACUCACACUGGAGAGAAACCUUACAAAUGUAAUGAAUGUGAAAAGUCAUUCUAUGUGAAGUCUCAUCUUAAUAUCCAUCAGAGGAAUCACACAGGAAAGAAACCCCAUGUAUGUGGUGAAUGUGGGAAAGCCUUUACCAUGAAGUCAAACCUCACUGAUCAUCAGAGGACGCACUCAGAGGAGAGACCUUACAAAUGUAAUGAGUGUCAGAAAGCCUUUCGCCACAAGUCAACCCUAACUGUACAUAAGAGAACUCACACAGGGGAGAAACCUUACAAAUGUAAUGACUGUGGGAAAUCCUUCUAUAUGAAGUCAGCCCUCAGUCAACAUCAGAGAAUACACACAGGCGAGAAGCCCUAUGAUUGUAAACAGUGUGGGAAAGCCUUCUUCCAGAAGUCACACCUCACUAAACACCAUCGGACACACACAGGAGAGAAGCCCUAUGAAUGUAAGGAAUGUGGGAAAACCUUCUUCCAGAAGUCACACCUCAUUGAACACCAGCGAACACACACUGGGGAGAAACCCCAUGAGUGUAAUGAAUGUGGGAAAUCCUUCUGCUACAAGUCAGCCUUAACCAUACAUCAGAGAAUUCACUCGGAUGAGAAACCCUACAAAUGUAGUGAAUGUGACAAGUCUUUUUGUAUGAAAUCACACCUCACUGUACAUCAGAGAACUCACUCAGGGAAACACCCCUUUGAAUGUUAUGAAUGUGGAAAGGCUUUUUAUGUGAAGUCAAACCUCAUCAACCACCAGCGGACUCACACCAGGGAGAAGCCUUAUAUAUGUAGUACAUGUGGGAAAUCCUUUGGUAUGAAAUCGGCCCUCACAGUUCAUCAACAGGGACACACAGGGGAGAAGCCCUAUGCAUGUAAUAAAUGUGGGAAAGCCUUCUGCAAGAAGGCAGCUCUCACUAGUCAUCAGGUGAUUCACAGGAGAAUGACACCCUGAAUUUUAAUAAAUGUAUCGCUUCCUCCUGUGUGGAGUCAGACUUUGUUGCACCAGGAGGACUUGCAGGAGGUGACGUGAAUGUAAUCAUGUGGCAGCCCUCGUGUAACUUCAGUCUUCAGCACAAGGGAGACGGGCUAGAUGACUCUCUACAAAAUGAAUAUGGGAAGACUUUGUGUCAUGUCUUAACUAAAUGUCAGAGGACUCAAAUGGGAGAGCGCCCUGAGACAUCCUGUGUACAUUAGUAUCCACCAACAUAUCAAGUGCACAUUGCAGAGAAGGCACGGGGAAAAGUGAACAGUGAAAGUGUAAAGCCAUUUAUGGUCACAGCUUACUGCACAUCAGGUAACUGAUAUGGGUGUGAAAUUGUGUGGGCAUUUCGUAUGCACAUAAGCUCCAAAGUAAUCAAACUAAAUUGAAAAAGUAAAUAGAAAAAACACUAAGGGAACAUUAUUAAUUUAGGUGAUGGGUACUCCUGAUGCUUCUGGAAAUGUAAUGCUGAAGUCAUGUUUCAGACUUGAUUCCAAAUUUUGAAAAUAUGAUGAAAGAUGUGUCUAAUCUUUGGAUGAUAAAGGUUUUUGAAAAACACAAGUUGCUGCAGCAAGCAGCAGUUAUUUGAAGAGGACCUGAGGUGAGUAGGGCUUCUGAAUGUGAGUAGGUAGCAUGCUUAUGUUGUGUACCUUUGGUUUUCAUGGUGAAACUCAGUGCCGUUGCCAGUGAAAAAUGUUGCCCCACAGCUUAAUAACCGUUAGGACAGACUUCCCACACUGAUGCCACCAAUGCUUCUUUGUAGCUUAACAGUGCAAUAUGCAUUGAGUGACAUUUGAAAAAUUUGAGUACUGUACCACAGCAUAUUAUUAUACUGAGGAAAGCAAAAUAUAAAAAACUAUAUGUAGCAUGUUAUCUUUUAUGUAAGAGUUGAGGGGACAUGUGUAUGUAUAUACGUAUACCUUUUUAUGAAGUUUUGACUUUUGAAAAUGAUUAUUUAUAUAUGCAAGAGGAAAUAAAAGCAGGUUUUAAAAUUGAAAAUGAAGAGAAUACUCAAGGUUAUUUCACAUGGGUAAAUCAACCACACAGAAAUUAUCAGAGACUUUUGAACACAGUAUCAUAACUAUACAUCCUUAGUUGGAACAUUUUUCAGGAACAAGAAGGGUCAAAGAAAAUGAUAAUGUCACUCAUUAAUUUCCAUGGUAGUAAUAUUGAUGCUAUUUUUAACCUAU
Molecule: messenger RNA, 4696 nt
Organism: Urocitellus parryii (Arctic ground squirrel)
Lineage: Eukaryota; Metazoa; Chordata; Mammalia; Rodentia; Sciuridae
Biological process (GO): regulation of transcription by RNA polymerase II
Cellular component (GO): nucleus
Molecular function (GO): DNA-binding transcription activator activity, RNA polymerase II-specific; RNA polymerase II cis-regulatory region sequence-specific DNA binding
Source: RefSeq, a predicted model, not a curated record